Colletotrichum scovillei is the source of this 1088-nucleotide messenger RNA. RefSeq lists its product as uncharacterized. Lineage: Eukaryota; Fungi; Ascomycota; Sordariomycetes; Glomerellales; Glomerellaceae. Bases 133 to 813 code for a protein of 226 amino acids. The record is from RefSeq and is a predicted model, not a curated record. The transcript has 2 exons.
GAACCAUCAACAAGUUUUAGAACUAAGUAACUCUCAUUCAAUCUUCAAACGUCAAGCCCAAGUACCCACGUCUCGAACGAAUCGAGCAGGUGUUUGCCCAGAGCAUCACUGCAAUCUCGCUUAUCGACCACCAUGGCUACCAAGCCGGACGCAAAUGCCGGAGAUCCCAUCAGCACCAAGAACCAAGUGCUCAACGCUGGCGCUUCAGUAGUGCAGGACUUCGCACCAUUAAGCAAUGUCUGCGCUCACCUCAACGCCUUUCACGCAUAUGCCUCUGACCUUACACGCGUGGUGGAGGCAAAUCAUUACUGCGGACACUUGAACGAAGACGUCCGGCAAUGCAUACUCUACGAUAGCCCCGAGAAGAAUGCACGCAUCAUAGGCAUCGAGUACAUGAUCACGCCAAAGCUCUACGAAACCUUGGACGCGGAGGAGCGAAAGCUCUGGCACAGCCAUGUGUAUGAGGUCAAGUCAGGCAUGCUCAUCAUGCCGCAGGGAAAGCUGCCGGACCUGGCUUGGCAAGCGGCAGAGAACAAGGAGAUGGAGCAAGUCGUCCAGCUAUAUGGAAAAGUGUUCCACCUCUGGCAGGUCGACAAAGGCCACCAGCUGCCCUUGGGCGAACCGCAACUCAUGACAAGCUUCACCCAGCCCGGCCAAUUGGACUUUGCCAAGUACGUUGGCGACCGAGACAAAAGGUUCAACUCGGAUUAUAAGCAAAAAGAGGAGGCUCGGAAGCAUAUUGCGAGCCCGUCGGUUCAUCCCGACGCUGACCAAGCCUGGAAGGAGAAGGACAAGAACAAGGGAGUCUCGUAAUGAAAACUGUCAAACACUGAUGAGGUUGAUGCGACAACGAUUACAUCGGGGCUGUUGCAUGCAAGUAAAAAAAGGUAAUCUGCGAGGUUGAUGCAUCGCUUCCCGCCGAGGAUGCCACCGUUUAACAUUAUCAAUUAUUGACUAGUCGCAUAAGGUUGCAGGCGGGUCGAACAGGAGUUGUUCCUGGCGGGAGGCGGCGGAGGGGCGGCGGACAUUGCUGGUGAUAGGUUAGUAAUAUGGGCAAACACGGGCUAUUUGAGAGAUCAGAGACGAGC